Molecule: messenger RNA, 595 nt
Organism: Racocetra fulgida
Lineage: Eukaryota; Fungi; Glomeromycota; Glomeromycetes; Diversisporales; Gigasporaceae
Source: the annotation of a GenBank genome assembly
AUGAUUUCAAGUUUACCAAACGAAUUAUUAUUAAAAGUGUUUAAGAAAAUUACAAUACCACCAGCUUCAGAACAAAACUUACCAGAUGAUUCAUUCCCUUUUUCAAUUACAAAUUCCAAUUUAACUACUACGACAUCAAACACAACUAUUAAUUUAUCUACAUUGACAAAUGCUGGUGAAACUAAUUGUACAAUUCAUAUAGAUUUUAUGAAAAAAGAUUCAAAAUCUUCUUUAGGAUGGAAAACCAAAGGGAAUAUUCCUAUAAUUACAAUACCACAUGAUGAUUAUAAAAUUAUCAAAGAAGCAAAAUUUUGUAAAGAAUUGAUGUUGGGAUAUAGAUUAUUUCCGUAUGCUAAAAAAUUAUCCAAAAAUCUUUAUCAAUUACCAAAUGCUCAUACACAUUCUUGUGACGUACCACAAACACCAGGAAUCGUAUCAUAUCCGACAAAUAUAAUAGAUCAUAAUAGAAAUGAUGACGAAAUUUUGGAAUAUCCUAAUUCAAAUGUUUCAACUUGUAAUGAAAUUGAAUUUAUUUAUUUAACGAUUCCAAAAGAAUCUUUAUUGGAAUUGAUGGAUUCUUUGGAUCGUCUUGCUG